ACGAGAGAUGAACAGCAAUAAAAUAUACUUUUACUUGUGGUACUUUGAGUAUAUUUCGAUGCUAAUACUUUUGUACUUUUAUUUGAAAGUAACAUUUUGAAUGCAGGACUUUUACUUGUAACAGUAUUUCUACUCUAGUGUUACUACUUUUACUUCUUCCACUAUUGACAUUAUUCUACUAAAGUAUUUCUUGCAGUGUGGCGCCUCCGGUGGCCCUGGUUUUCCAAACAUCCCUCACUCUUCCUCUCUCUCUCACACACACACUUCCUCUCCAUCAGCCCUGUGCAGCAGCAGCAGCAGCAGCAGCGCAGCAGCAGCAGCAGCAGCAGCCUCUCCUCAGAGAUGGAGAGCUGGUAGAAGUGCAGCAGCAGCGGCCGCUCUCCCCUCCUCGCUCCGGUGCAUAUUGGAUGUACCAUGAGGUCUCCGCGGCUCUGGGCAGCUCUUUGCCUCCUCCUCACCACCUCCUGCCGGCUCUGCGCGGCAGCCCGACACGGUUGUUUGUUUGAAAAGAAACUGUGUCCGAGAGAUCAGCUGUGCAGCGAUGACGGUUUGUUCGGACAGUGCCAGGCUCUUCACCAGGAGCCCGUCCAGUACCAGGUGUCUGUACCCGUCCUGCACAAACUGCAGGAAGUCCUCAAAGACCUGAUGGUGCAAGGUCUGACCUGGAAGGACGACGUUACCCAGGCGAUCAUCGGCCGGGAGCUGAGCCGCGUUCCCACUGUCGGAUCCUCCAAACUUCACGAGACGUCGCCAAAAGUGUUGUCCAGACUGCCGGGCCCCGGGCAGCGGAGGGUCCAGGGGCCCGAGGAUCCGGCCGACCCUGAGAUGAUGCAGCAGUACGUGGACUACAUGAUCCUCGACCCCUCCCGAUCCUCCGUCCACAUGCAGACACCCCUGCUGGACCCUUACACCUACCACCAGCAGCAGUACGGCUACCAGGAGGAAGAGGAGCGCUCCCUCAACUCUCUGGACGAUAAUCCAUCCUUCCCGCUCCUCGCCUCCCCCUCUCGCUCCAGAUCCAGAGGAAACCCUCUGGACAGAGACCGGCAGCUUCUCCAAGACCUGCUGUCCUUUUACCUCAGCUCCCCUUCUUCCUCCUCUUCCUCCUCUUCCUCCCCUGUGCAGUCCCUCUCCCGCCACAGAGGGGCGGUAGCAGCAGCAGCAGGAUUUCCCUCUGCUCUAUCCUCCUCAUCCUCCUCCUCAUCCUCCUUCUUCCCGGAGCUGGACUUCCCGCUGGACUACGGCGAGGACUACGUUUCCCAGGUGGCUCAGCUCAGCAAGCAGCAGCAGCAGCAGGCGGAGAAGAAGGCGCAGGAAGAGUACGACGCGCUGUCAGGACUGGAUGAGCGCUCCCUGCAGAGGCUGGCUCUGCUGCUCGAUCACUACGGCCUGGACAUGAAGGAUUUGUCCCCCGAGCAGAGAGACAACCUGCCGGCCGCGCUGAAGCAUCUGCAGCUGGAGAGCUCCUACGCCCACAAACAGACCAAAGAUAAAUAUGGGAACAAUGCUGCCACAGGAAAGAAGGUCACAGAAGGGUCAAUGGCGUACAAGAUGGCCGCCGCCGAGGCUCCACCCUCCACCAACAAGCCCCCCAAACCACAAGGAGCCCAGAAAGAUUCGCCUCCCACUGUAGCAGCUAACCAGGACAAACCGAGGAAGGGUGAAGCAGCGGCGAAGGCGGAGGAGUUCGGCUACAUCGUCACCAACCAGAGCCCUCUCAGUAUGAACGACGGGGUGACACUGUUGGAGCUGCUGUCAGAGAGGACCGGUCUCUCCACCGGCUCCUUCAUCAACAUCAGUGUUGUCGGACCUGCGAUCACCUUCAGGAUCAAACCCAACUCCGAGAACCUGACGGCCGGCGAUGUGGCAGAGAAAGCCGUUGCAGAGAAGAACUUCCUGGAGUCUGAGACGGGCCUGAAGGUGCUGCAGAGCGGCGUUGGAGAGAGGAAUGAUGGGAAGGCGUUGCCCCUGGCGACCCGAGUGCAGCCCCACAGCUCCCGCUGGGUGUUCGCCACGCUGGUGGCCAUGGCGUGCAUCGGCAGCAUCCUGGUGGCGGCCAUGACCAUCGCCUGCCUGCGUCACCACGCCCACCGGCUGGCAGCCAAGAAGCUCGGCCUGGGACCGGAGGGGGGCAGUUUCACCCACCAGGAGUACCAGGACCUGUGUCGCCAGCACAUGGCCUCCAAAGGCGCCUUCGGACGCUUGGAAGCUGCUGCGCUCGGCGCCGUGGGGGGGAGAGCGGAGGGGGAGGAGGGUGCUGGCGUCGGAGCAGGGGCAGCCGGAGGCACCGACUCGAGGGUGAGCAGCGUGUCGUCCCAGUUCAGCGACGGAGCCCAGCCCAGUCCGAGCUCCCACAGCAGCACGCCGUCAUGGUGCGAGGAGCCGGCCCAGGCCAACAUGGACAUCUCCACCGGCCACAUGAUACUGGCCUACAUGGAGGACCACCUGAGGAACAAGGACCGUCUGAUGAAGGAGUGGGAGGCUCUGUGUUCCUACCAGGCCGAGCCCAGCGCCGUCUCUGUGGCGCAGAGCGACGCCAACGCCAAGAAGAACCGCUGCCCCGACUCUGUACCCUAUGACCACUCAAGGGUGAAGCUGAAGGCAGAGAUCAACCCUUCACGCUCCGACUACAUCAACGCCAGCACCAUAAUUGAGCACGACCCCCGGAUGCCGGCCUACAUCGCCACCCAAGGCCCCCUGUCACACACCAUCUCUGACUUCUGGCAGGUCAGUAACCAAUGGUGUUGGGAGAACGGCUGCACUGUGAUCGUGAUGAUGAGCGCUCUGGUGGAGGACGGAGAGAAACAGUGUGACCGCUACUGGCCUGACGAGGGCUCGUCCCUCUACCACAUCUACGAGGUGAACUUGGUGUCAGAGCACAUCUGGUGUAACGACUUCUUGGUGCGCAGCUUCUACCUGAAGAACGUGCAGACGCAGGAGACCAGGACGCUCACUCAGUUCCACUUCCUCAGCUGGCCGGCGCAGGGCAUCCCCACAUCCACACGCCCGCUGCUGGACUUCCGCAGGAAGGUGAAUAAGUGCUACAGAGGCCGGUCCUGCCCCAUCAUCGUGCACUGCAGUGACGGGACAGGCCGCACUGGGACUUACAUCCUGAUUGACAUGGUUCUCAAUCGUAUGGCUAAAGGUGUGAAAGAGAUCGACAUCGCUGCAACACUGGAGCACGUCCGAGACCAGAGGCCUGGGAUGGUCCGCACCAAGGACCAGUUUGAGUUUGCCCUGACAGCCGUCGCAGAGGAGGUGAACGCCAUCCUCAAAGCUCUGCCCCAGUGAAGCCUCCUGCCUGCACUCUCACCCCCCCCUCCUCUCGAUGAUGAUGAUGAUGCUGUGCUUCUCUAUCUGCCCACCGGGUGAUUCCUUGAUUCAAAAAAAUAACAAAAACAACGUACUAUGACUUUAAGGUUCGGGAGGAUUUACAGGCAUGCAUCGGAUGUUUAAGUGUUUGUGGCACAGAUAUGUUGCGUUCAGGGACCUUCAGAGUGUUGCAUUCACAUUCCCUCUGAAGUUCUGGUUCAGUUUGGUUCAUCGUCUGUGCUAUUACCACGUGCAUGGCAUUUCUUUCUUCACAAACUCGGCUACAAUCCGACUCAUUUUGUUAAAUUAACAAAGUGUGAAACUGCCAGGAACCCAAAUUACAAGAAAAUGAUCACUCAGAAUAUUAAGGUUGUAAAACAUAUUCCUUACUUUUAAACAGAUGCAGCGUUGUAUCUACAGGAUAUAUAAAUAAAGUUAUACUAUAAAUUCACCGAUGAACAGACCUCCAGGGGGUUUUUAAAACUACCCCCCUGAAUGAGCCACAGACUUAAACGUCAGAACUCCAGCCUGAAGAUGUAAAUGAAGCCAGAUCGAAGCAGAAACUUGUUUUUCCUCUUAUGUUUUUGAAGUUUGUUGAACGUGUGCUGCUGUUGGGUCAUCGUGUUUGGUUCUGGUCUCUGUCAGGAGGUGAAAAAGAUAAAUUAGAUCAGCUUUAAAGAUGCUGGCUGUGUUUCCCUUCUGCGUCUGUAGCAUCCCUUCUCUACACGUGACACACACCUGCAGAACAUACAAACAUAGCGUUCUUCUCUUCAUGUGACAUUCAGAUCAUUUUAAGUCACUGGAUAUAUUGUUGUGUAAAUCAUGCAAGUCAGAAAAUAAACAAAAAAAACAAAUGCUAUUUUGUAGUGAGAACUUAAAUAAAUCUUUGUGUUCAAGUGCUGCAA
Messenger RNA from Cottoperca gobio, 4217 nucleotides. It is a transcript of the gene ptprnb, whose product is annotated as protein tyrosine phosphatase receptor type Nb. Gene Ontology annotation, biological process: regulation of secretion; protein dephosphorylation; insulin secretion involved in cellular response to glucose stimulus. Gene Ontology annotation, cellular component: secretory granule; synapse. Gene Ontology annotation, molecular function: protein tyrosine phosphatase activity. The record is from RefSeq and is a predicted model, not a curated record. Lineage: Eukaryota; Metazoa; Chordata; Actinopteri; Perciformes; Bovichtidae.